GGGUGAUUUGAAGCGGAAGCAGCGUCAGCAGGAAGGAUGCAGAGGUCCGUGUCCAGUUUGUCUCUGAGUCCCAGUGUGAAGAUGAAACUGGCCAACGCUGGUUUCCAGUUCACCGCCGACCUGCUGCCACUCAAACCAGUACAACUGAGCCAAGAGGCCAGUCUGUCCCAGCUAGAGGCGGUGGAGGUGCUGCAGGCUGUGAGGAGAGAGGGAGGAGGAGCUGAUGAUGGAGGAGCAGGAGCCUCUCUGACAGCUCUGGAGCUCCUGCAGAAGGAGGAAGAGUUGAGGAGCAUCGUGACGUUCUCCUCUCAGCUGGAUGUUGCUCUCGGAGGAGGACUUCCUGUCGGGAAAACAACCGAAAUCUGUGGAGCUCCAGGAGUCGGAAAAACACAGCUAUGCCUGCAGCUGGCGGUGGACGUUCAGGUGCCUCAGUGUUUCGGAGGGGUCGGAGGUCAGGUGGUCUACAUCGACACUGAGGGCAGCUUCCUGCUUCAGAGAGUUGUCGAUAUCGCCGCCGCCACCGUCCAACACUGCUCCCUUUUGGUCGAAGACGAUGAGCAGCGACUCGCCAUGACGACCUUUACCGUGGAAACCAUCCUGUCCAACACAUUCCUGGUGCGUUGCCAUGACUACGUGGAGCUGCUCGCAGAGAUCCACCUGCUGCCUGAAUUCCUGUCUGACCACCCGAGGGUCCGCCUCCUGGUGAUUGACAGCGUGGCGUUUCCGUUCCGGCAGCACUUUGAAGAGCUGUCUCAGAGGACACGCCUCCUCAACGGCCUCGCCCAGCAGCUUAUCGCCAUGGCGACCAGUCACAACAUAGCUGUGUUGGUGACCAACCAAAUGACCACCCGGUUGCGGGGUGGCCAAUCACAGCUGGUCCCUGCCCUUGGGGAGAGCUGGGGACACGCCCCCACUAUCAGGCUCCUCCUACACUGGGCGGGGUCAAGGCGUCUGGCAGCAAUCUUUAAAUCCCCAGAUCACACCGGAGCCACCAUCCAAUACCAGAUAACCUCUGAGGGAUUCAGAGACGUCGACCAAUCGGAGCCGCCGCCUAGCAAACGACCCCGGACACACACCGUCCAAUCAGAGGCCAGCAAGAAAGACACCAGCCAGUGAUUGGUCAGAGAUCACAUGAGCGUCUGUGAUGAACACGUCUUCAUGAC
Molecule: messenger RNA, 1163 nt
Organism: Anoplopoma fimbria (sablefish)
Lineage: Eukaryota; Metazoa; Chordata; Actinopteri; Perciformes; Anoplopomatidae
Gene: rad51c
Product: RAD51 paralog C
Exons: 4
Coding region: 37-1116 (359 amino acids)
Biological process (GO): meiotic DNA recombinase assembly; DNA repair; reciprocal meiotic recombination
Cellular component (GO): replication fork; Rad51B-Rad51C-Rad51D-XRCC2 complex; Rad51C-XRCC3 complex
Molecular function (GO): crossover junction DNA endonuclease activity; ATP-dependent DNA damage sensor activity; ATP binding
Source: RefSeq, a predicted model, not a curated record